AGGGACUGCGCUCAAUCAUCACUGACCGCCGUCGUACUGUUCUAGUUUCCGUGACCGAGGAUGGCCGUCGGACAGCACCCACGUCAAGCUCAUCCUCAGGUCGCUAGGCCGUCUCGUCCUUUCUCCCCGCCUUAGGAAUAGGUAAGCCGACCGAAACAGGCAAGUUCAUCACUUCCAGUCAUGCUCCACGUCACGCCCUAUCGAUGCACUUCAUGCACAGCAGCACAACUAUAUGAACUCGACAAUAUCCUCUCAUGGCCGCUCUUGUUUGAAACGUGCACAAGCUGUUUCACCAAGGCAUUCACCACUGAUCUCAACCAGGCCAGGGCAUGCAUGCAGCUGCAAUCAGUCAUGGCUUCUCCUCCAAUCCAUUACCUUCUGCCAAUCUUCCCAGGCUUUCAGCUCCUUGACCUGGCUGGGCCGCUGGACAUACUGAAUCUCCAUUCAAUCAUAUCGGAGAACACUGAGCUCUCUCUGAAGUUCAUCGCGGAGUCGCUUGAUCCAGUCCCAUCGAAACCUAUUGUGCCGAAAUCCGCCAACUGGUCCUUCGACCUACAAAGCGCUUUUCCACAGAGCGGCGGAAAAGUCAAUUCUGCCUUCAAUGAGUAUCUCCAGCCGGACACCACGUACGCAGAGUUUCUGACAGCGAUUGAGUCGGGUGUGAACAACCCAACCGUCGACGUACUGCUUAUCCCUGGUGGAAUAGGCACUCGACUGCAACGCAUGCACCAAGACGGAAGCAAAAGCUCGAAUAUUCAGAGUCUGCUCGACUUCAUACCAAAGGUGGCACCUCAUAUUCGCACUGCCAUCGUAACCGUUUGUACUGGAUCCGAUGCGCUAGCUCAAACGGGACUGCUCGACAGCCGCCGCGCAACAACAAACAUGUCGCGCUUUGCAGAGGUUGCAAAGCGCAACCCAAGCGUCUCGUGGCAGCCCGCAGCUCGAUGGGUCCGCAGCAUUCCCUCCGAGGCGCAGGACAGUACGCCCAUUGAGAUUUGGACUUCUGCAGGAAUUAGCGCUGGUAUGGAUGUGACUUUGGCAUUUAUUGCUCACCACUACGGUGGCCAAGAUGUGUCGAGAAACUUAGCAAAGGAGUUGGAGUAUGACUGGCGUGAGAUUGCAGAAGGGGACAAAGAUCCGUUGUAUGAGAAGUACUAUAAGGUCUGAUCUUGCUUUUCUUGUGAUCAGCGAGUUGGUGCCGGAAUGAGCGGCUCUUGGAACAUUGCCUGUAGGACGUGCUUACAUCUGCAAAACCCAGGCUCUCUUCGUCAAGUUCAAACUGGCUUUGUAGGCUGCCCAAGUAAAGCCGGUCGAUCCCGCUAUCCUUCCUACAAAGCCAGUUUGGACUUCGCAGUUGUCUGGUGAUCUGCCUUUGCAACUUGUCGACUCCACGACCUGGCGCCUUGCCAAUUACCGCCAAAACAUAUUGUGCU
This is a messenger RNA of Exophiala xenobiotica, 1433 nucleotides long. RefSeq lists its product as uncharacterized. The coding region runs from base 181 to 1167 and encodes 328 amino acids. NCBI's taxonomy places the organism in Eukaryota, Fungi, Ascomycota, Eurotiomycetes, Chaetothyriales, Herpotrichiellaceae. The transcript is spliced from 2 exons. The record is from RefSeq and is a predicted model, not a curated record.